Molecule: messenger RNA, 3339 nt
Organism: Leptosia nina
Lineage: Eukaryota; Metazoa; Arthropoda; Insecta; Lepidoptera; Pieridae
Source: the annotation of a GenBank genome assembly
AUGGCCCAAGGCGGUGUUCAAGCGCUGGAAGCCAUGCUGUUCGCGCUGGAUGAAGCGGCGCGAGCUGGUCUUCCACCACCCGGAGUGAGACUUGGGGCUCUAGUGCUGGACGACUGCGAUAGCGACACGAGAGGGCUGGAGAUGGCAUUGGAUUUUAUUAAAGGAUCCAUCAGCAAUAUAGAUGAUGAAGAUUAUGCGUGCAAUGCAUCAUCAGUUCGGAAGGUGAUAUCUGGUGUGGUUGGUGCUGCUUCAAGUGUGACCUCCGUGCAGGUGGCGAACUUACUACGUCUGUUCAAGAUACCACAGGUUUCGUUCUUCUCCACCUCACCUGAACUGUCAAACAAAGCCCGCUUCGAGUACUUCACCAGAACGAUCCCAUCAGACCUUCACCAAGUGAAGGCGAUGGUGGAAAUCGUAAAGGUCUUGGGUUGGAGAUACGUGUCCAUCAUUUACGAGGAGUCCAAUUACGGUAUUAAGGCGUUUGAAGAACUGGAGACGCUGCUAGCUAGAAAUGACAUCUGCAUUGCGGUCAAAGAGAGAUUGGCUAAGGAUUCCGGAGCAGCUGAUGAGAAGGGCUAUAAUGAUAUAGUUGAGCGGCUUCUGUCUAGACCAAGGGCUCGAGGUGUUAUAGUAUUUGGUUCGGACCAAGAAGUGGCUGGGGUAAUGGCGGCAGUUCAACGUCGGAAAGCGGAGAACACCUUCGGAUGGGUGGGAUCUGACGGCUGGAGCGCCCGAGCUCUUGUGGCUGCAGGGAACGAGCCAGUUGUGGAAGGAACGAUUAGCGUACAACCUCAGGCGAACCCAGUCAAAGGCUUCAAGGAAUACUUUCUGGGUUUGACACCGGAGAACAAUGCUAGGAAUCCUUGGUUUGUCGAAUUCUGGGAAGAGCAAUUCCGUUGCCGCUAUCCAGGUGCCCCAAGGACACCGUACAACACCCACUACAGGGCUUGCACGGGACAAGAAAAACUAUCUGCUGAUAACACAGAAUUUGAAGCUCAGCUGCAGUUUGUCGCUGAUGCAGUGUGGGCUUUUGUAUUCGCCAUAAGGGACAUGCAUAAAGACCUCUGUGGUGGUGAAACGGGACUGUGCGAAGCGAUGCGACCCGUCAAUGGCCCGACUCUAUUGAACUAUUUGCGUAACGUCCGUUUCACAGGUCUCAGCGGCGAUGAGUUCCACUUCGAUCAGUACGGCGAUGGUCCAGCCCGGUACAACAUCUUGCAUUUCAAGCAAGUGUCAAGGGGGGUCUAUCGCUGGCUCAAAGUUGGCAACUAUCUCGAUGGAGAGCUUCAACUGAACAUGGACGAGAUCCAAUUUAAGUGGGAGGAGCGGAGACCACCCGAAUCUGUUUGCAGCGCGGAAUGUGAUUUGGGACAAGCCAAGCAGUAUGUGGAGGGAGAGAGCUGUUGCUGGCAUUGUUUCAACUGUACACAGUAUGAGAUAAGAUCACCGUAUUCGGAGACAGCCUGCGUGGAAUGUCCACGUGGAACGCUACCAGAUGCGCUGCGCACACGUUGCGCUCUCAUACCAGAAUUAUACCUGAAGCCAUCAUCACCAGCAGCUAUCGGAGCCAUGACUUUCUCCGCUUUUGGAAUCUUAUUGACUAUGCACGAAUCAACCACAGCAGGAAGCUGUGCAAUGGAGACAUGCCCACUAGCUAGAGAGUUUGAGGUAUUUCGUAGCUCAGUAUUGUUCUGCCUCGAAAAUCUUCAGGCUCAGAUGCAGAUUCUCUUUAAAAUGCAUGACGAGCAGGAGAUGCGGAGUCGACGCAAAUUUUUGUUACUACAUGGUGUGAACGAGACGAAGGACGAAAGUUCUGCCUCAGUAACCAAAAUGAUGUCCGUCCUACUUAAGUUGCCUGACGUAAACGAGGAUUGUUUAAGCCGUUGCAGUAGAAUGGGUGUCAAAAGAGGCAAUAAACCUCGUCCAUUACUCGUAAAGUUCCACGAUGUGGAGAUCAAGGAUAAAAUUUGGAUGGCUAAAACUAACUUGAAAGGUACUGGCAUCACAUUAUCGGAAUUCUUAACCAAGACACGCCACAAACUCUUCAUGGCUGCUAGGAGUAGGUUCGGUGUUUCCAACUGCUGGACUCGCGGAGGGUCUAUUUACGCUUAUGGAGAGAACAGAGAGCGUCGCCGCAUCACUUCCAUGAAAGAUAUUGAUGUUAUUCCCGAAAGCGUCCCUCCUGUGGUUCUGGACUCUGUACCUUCCUCCGGUCGCAACGCGAGAAACCCUACAAAAAAGGCCCAAGCCAAAUUAAUAGUGACUCUGUGGAUUUUACGUAGUAGCACACCAGUAGUCCGGGCAAGUGGUAGAGAGCUGUCGUUUGUUCUACUAAUUGGUAUUCUCCUGUGCUACUUGGUGACGUUCGCGCUGGUACUCCGGCCAACUGACUUCUUGUGCUCUUUACAACGGUUCGGCACUGGGUUCUGCUUCACCGUUGUGUACGCGGCCCUUUUAACCAAGACAAACAGGAUCGCGAGGAUAUUCGCAGCCAGCAAGCAUUCAGCACGAAGACCAUGCCUCAUCUCUCCAAAGUCCCAACUCCUGAUAUGCACAAUAUUAGUAUCCAUUCAAGUCGUUGUAGUGGUGGUAUGGCAGUUAGCCUCUCCAGCGCGUGCUAUCCACCAUUACCCAACGAGAGAAGACAAUAUGCUGGUCUGCGACUCCUAUGUGGACGCGUCAUACACGAUUGCCUUCUUCUAUCCAGUCGUUCUGAUAGUUGUGUGUACUGUAUAUGCUGUUCUGACAAGGAAGAUACCAGAAGCCUUCAACGAGAGCAAGUAUAUAGGCUUCACAAUGUACACCACGUGUGUGAUCUGGUUGGCUUUUGUACCACUCUACUUUGGGACAGCGAGCCACGUUCCCUUACGUGUGACAAGUAUGGCUGUGACUAUAUCGUUGAGCGCUAGUGUAACACUAGCUUGCUUGUUUGCGCCUAAAAUGUAUAUAAUAUUAAUUCACCCUGAACGAAAUGUACGCGCAAAUAUGAUGACCUCAAAAUGGAGAGGGAGUCACGGAAGGGGAGCAGCACCAGGUGCUGUUUGUGCGGCAUUAGUUGGUGCCGCGCCAUUACCACGACCAGCAACCACUCCAUCUACUGACUUCUCGACUAUCGACGCUGAACGCUCGACGUCCACCGACCGUCAAAUUCAAACGGACGAUCUGAACGCAAGUCCUGGCAACACCGGCAACGGCCUCUGUCUGGAUGCGAAAAAGCUUGCGGAAAUCGCGGGCGGGUUGCCGGCCUUCGAAGCGGGCAACACUGUACGGCGGCGGGCGACGACCGAACCGGCUGUUCGCGUCGCGGUCGCGGUGGUCGGUGCGCAGGCGCCGUUAUAG